AUGCAAGUGAGAGGGCGGCGAUGCACAGGUCAGAGUGAGAGGGCGGCGAUGCAAGUGGGAGGGCGGCGAUGCAUAGGUCAGAGUGAGAGGGCGGUGGACAGGGAGGGGUGGGAGAGCGAUGCGGUGGCGCCUUCAAUCAACAUGCGCUGCCGCUUUCUGUGCUGCCUUUGCUGGCGCCGCGUGAGACACACAGGCGAGGGGGACACGGGCGAGGGGGACACGUGCGAGGCGACUGCACGGCCGCCACCCACAGGCACCAUGGAAGGCGUGCUGGGCCGUGUUGCAGCCUGCGUGUGGCCCGGCCCCACAUCGACCCCUUUUGCCUCGCGGUGCUGCCUCCCUGCCUCACCCCCUUGUCUCGCAGCCUCCUCUCUCCGUCUGCGCCACUGCCUCUGCCGCCUCCUCUUGCGCGCCUUGAGAGCUGCGCUGAGGGCGGCUCUGCCAGCCCCGCCAGCACUGAGGGCGGCUCUGCCAGCCCCGCCAGCACUGAGGGGCGCCAGCACUGCACCGCCUCGCCGCCCGCCAUCCCAUCCACCUGCUGCCUCCCCACUGCUCGCCCCACUGCCAUCCUCAUUCUCGUCCGCGUCCCCCUCCACCUCGCCCUCCACCUCCCCCUCAACCUCGCUCUCCACCUCCCCCUCCUCCGCAUCAACAGCCCCACUCACCCCAUUCAUGUGCUCCUCGCUCUGCCCUCCUUCCCCACAUGCCUCCCCUCCUUCCCCUCCCUCUCCCUGCGCAUCCCCGCCCUCCCGCACGCUCCCUCCCUGUAGUUGCUCCUCCCUCGCCCUUUUCCUCCCGACCUUCCUCUCUCCUUCCCUCUCCCUCUCCCUCUCCCUCUCCCUCUCCCUCUCUCUCUCCCUCUCCCUCUCUCCCUCUCCCUCUCCCUCUCCCUCUCCCUCUCCCUCUCCCUCUCCCUCUCCCUCUCUCCUCUUUCCCGCUCCCGCUCCCUCUCCCGCUCUUCAUCCCGCGCCUCGCCUGCCAUCGCCUGCACGCCCCUCCCCUCCGCACGUCUGCCCGACCGUGCUGCCAUCCACUCGCCACCUGCGCCCUGCACUGCCUCACCUGCGCCCUGCACUGCCUCACCUGCGCCCUGCACUGCCUCACCUGCGCCCUGCACUGCCUCACCUGCGCCCUGCACUGCCUCACCUGCGCCCUGCACUGCCUCACCUGCGCCCUGCACUGCCUCACCUGCGCCCUGCACUGCCUCACCUGCCGCGCCGCCACUAA
Molecule: messenger RNA, 1227 nt
Organism: Closterium sp. Yama58-4
Lineage: Eukaryota; Viridiplantae; Streptophyta; Zygnematophyceae; Desmidiales; Closteriaceae
Source: the annotation of a GenBank genome assembly